This is a messenger RNA of Callorhinus ursinus (northern fur seal), 2382 nucleotides long. RefSeq names its product solute carrier family 15 member 4 (gene SLC15A4). Gene Ontology annotation, biological process: transmembrane transport; oligopeptide transport. Gene Ontology annotation, molecular function: transmembrane transporter activity. Lineage: Eukaryota; Metazoa; Chordata; Mammalia; Carnivora; Otariidae. The record is from RefSeq and is a predicted model, not a curated record. Gene Ontology annotation, cellular component: membrane.
CGCUCCUUCGGGCAGGGGCCGCUUGGGAGUGGGGGCGAGGUGGCCCUGGGAGCGCAGGCCGGAGGCUGUCCGAGCCAGUGGCGGCCGGGAGAGCGUUCUGGGACUCGCCGGCAACAGGUGCGAAGGCCCGGGGCCCGGGAGGGAGCGCCGCUCCUGUUGCUGAGGCCGCCUCGGUGACCGUCGCGCUGCAGUGUCGAGGUGCUCCCACGCAACACGGAUCGGACACACUUGCGGCUCCCCAGGGUUAUAUGUCGCGUCCCUCUCAGAAACAGAAACGGGGAGAUGAGUGCUAGGCCGGGGCCAGGUCCUGUGACGCUUUUACAGGACUUCGAGGUUAAAGACCGAGGUCCAGAAGCCACAAGAAGGUUUUUUAAUUGGUUUUAUUGGAGCAUUAAUCUGGGAGCAAUCAUUUCUCUGGGAGGCGUUGCCUACAUUCAGCAGAACGUGGGCUUUGUGACCGGCUACCUCAUCCCAGCAGUCUGCAUCGGCAUUGCUUUCCUGGUCUUCCUCUGCGGCCAGAGGGUCUUCAUCACCAAGCCUCCCGAUGGCAGUGCCUUCACCUAUAUGUUCAAGAUACUGGCAUAUUCGUGCCGUCCCCAGAAGCGAAGCGGAGAACGUGGUCAGAGUGGUGAAGGCCUUGGAGUCCUUCAGCACUCUUCUAAACACAGUCUGUUUGAUUCAUGUAAGAGGUCUCGCGGAGGGCCGUUUGCGGAGGGCACGGUGGAGGACGUGAAGGCCCUUGUGAAGAUCAUCCCCGUGUUCUUGGCCUUGAUACCUUACUGGACGGUGUAUUUCCAAAUGCAGACAACGUACGUUCUGCAGAGUCUUCAUUUGAAGAUUCCAGCGAUUUCCAGAAUCACAGCCACUCCUCAUACGUUCCCGGCGGCCUGGCUGACCAUGUUCGACGCGGUUCUCAUCCUCCUGUUAAUUCCCUUAAAGGAUAAACUGGUUGAUCCCAUUCUGAGAAGAAAUGGCUUACUCCCGUCGUCCCUAAAAAGGAUCGCCGUUGGAAUGUUCUUUGUGAUGUGUUCUGCCUUCGCUGCAGGAAUUUUGGAGAGCAAAAGGCUGGACCUUGUUAAAGAGAAAACCAUCAAUCAGACCAUCGGAAAAGUCGUGUAUUACGCUGCUGACCUGCCGAUAUGGUGGCAGGUCCCACAGUAUGUGCUGAUUGGCAUCAGUGAGAUAUUUGCCAGCAUAGCAGGUCUAGAAUUCGCCUAUUCGGCUGCCCCCAAGUCCAUGCAGAGCGCCAUAAUGGGUUUGUUCUUCUUCUUCUCUGGCGUCGGCUCGUUUGUGGGCUCUGGACUGUUGGAGCUGGUGUCCAUCAAAGCCAUCGGCUGGAUGAGCAACCACACAGACUUCGGCAAUAUUAACGGCUGCCAUCUGAACUAUUACUUCUUUCUUCUGGCUGCGAUUCAGGGAGCCACCCUCCUGCUUUUCCUGAUAGUUUCUGUGAGGUACGACCGGCAGCGGGCGCGGGCCAGCGGGGCGCCUGCCAGCAGGAGGACCUGACGUCCCCGGGGCCACAGCCAGUGGACUGAGGCGGCCGUGCGCUGAGCAGGAGAGGCUUCUCCCACUUCCUGACCACGCGCGUGGUCCCUGGAUUGCCUCCUCUUCUCCCAGAUGAGCUGGGUAAGUGCCUUUCCGUGGUUCCCCUCCCGGAGCAGACGCGGGCUUCUCGUCCGGACUGCCGUGAACCCUCGGACGGAGGCCCGCGGCGGAGCUGCCGGGGCCUCGGGAGACCGUGUGCGUGUCCGUCGGCGUCCUGAUGUCUUGGAUACGGGUUACCGUUUCCUCCUCGCAGACCGUAUGAGCUCACUUUUUUUUUUAUGUUUUUGAUUAAUAAACAUCUACUACUUACUUUGAGGAAUGGGAGGGCUUUUUAAGAGAUAAAAGCCUGAUGCUGCAAAGAUUUUGUGUAAAGGUCACAUUGAUGGUUUCUUUCGUAAGCCGCCAAUCCCACCAUUGCCCAGCUCGUUGGUGCGGGCUGGUGGUGAACAUACUUCGUCUGCUGCUUCAGAAACGACUUCUCUUUUCAGCGAUCAACGUUGAAUUUUUUUCUUAAGAAAGAAUUCACAUCAGGAAAUAUUUAAGACCGUGUGUCCUAUCUCAAGCUACAAAACAACGUACAGGGUAUUUGAAACCUCACCUAGUCUGUCCUUCUGGGUCAUUUCCUUCUGGACACCACUGAGGUUGAAGACCAGUCAUGGAGGAACAUUAGGUACACGUGACUUGAAACAGAAUCCGUGUUAUUCGAGACCGUUGGCAGUGUUCCACGUUACGUGUGGACUCGAGCUGUGUGAUGUCACCGGCUUCUGGAUUGUUCUUUAUUGGAUGUGGGGGCUCGAAUGUUGUUAAAUAAACUGUUGUCUGUCUGUUGCUGUA